This is a messenger RNA of Prosopis cineraria, 1177 nucleotides long. RefSeq names its product transcription initiation factor TFIID subunit 9-like. Gene Ontology annotation, molecular function: transcription coactivator activity; protein heterodimerization activity; RNA polymerase II general transcription initiation factor activity. The record is from RefSeq and is a predicted model, not a curated record. Lineage: Eukaryota; Viridiplantae; Streptophyta; Magnoliopsida; Fabales; Fabaceae. The transcript is spliced from 4 exons. Gene Ontology annotation, cellular component: SAGA complex; transcription factor TFIID complex. Bases 261 to 788 code for a protein of 175 amino acids. Gene Ontology annotation, biological process: DNA-templated transcription initiation; RNA polymerase II preinitiation complex assembly.
ACUAAUCCAAGCGUUUGGUUUUUCCUCCAAUUUUACAAAACAAAACAAUCUCUUGUCUCGUAGAAGGAGCCGAUUAUUUUUUGUCCGGAAUUCCACACUUGUCGACCUGUGUAGCAGUUCUCCGGCGAGAAGAACGCACGAACGAACCCUAGGGCUUUGUCUGCUCCCAAAAUCCGUUCCAAGGAUGAAGCAAUUGUGAUACAGUCUUGAAUUUAUAAUUUGAUUGCAAUUCAGGAAAAAUCAAAUUGCUCGUUGAGGUUAUGGCAGAUAAAGAUGAGGACUUGCCAAGGGAUGCAAAAAUUGUGAAGUCUCUUUUGAAAUCAAUGGGAGUGGAGGACUAUGAACCUCGUGUCAUACACAAAUUUCUGGAGUUGUGGUAUCGCUAUGUUGUUGAAGUAUUGACAGAUGCCCAAGUAUAUUCCGAGCACGCUAGCAAAUCUGCAAUUGAUUGUGAUGAUGUCAAGCUUGCUAUUCAGUCAAAGGUUAACUUUAGCUUCUCUCAACCACCACCUAGAGAGGUGCUUUUGGAGUUGGCUCGCAGUCGGAACAAAAUACCAUUACCAAAGACAAUAGCAGGUCCUGGCAUUCCUCUUCCUCCUGACAAGGAUACACUAAUCAGCCCUAACUACCAGCUGGUAAUCCCAAACAAAAGGCCAUCCCAGCCAAUGGAAGAAACUGAGGAUGAAGAAAGUGUUGAUCCCAAUCCCUCUCAGGAAGACAAGACAGAUAUGCAGCAAAAUCCUCAACAAAGGGUGUCAUUUCCACUGGUCAAACGCCCCAAAGGCUAGCUCAUUAAGGGUAAGUCAAAUUCAGACGCUUGUAAGAAACUUCUUCCUUUGUUUAAUCCAAUGAAUCAUAAGUGAAUGUCCUUGUUUUGACCGAUAAAGAAGAUUGUGGCUUCUUCAAUGCUACAUAUGUAUGAUUAAUGUAGUGACAAAAUGUUAUAAAUUGUGGCUUUGUGAUAUUAUUUUUCAUGUCUGUUGUACGGAUGGAGACUAGGAGAUCUGGAGAUGAGAUGAUUAAGAAAUGUACGUGUUUGCAGAACUUGUCAACAAGAUCUUGAGAUUCCGGUGGCAAAAUGAAUUGAAGCUCAGAUAUGCAUUUGGUGCUCAGGUGUACAUGUUUUUGAUGUGAUUUGGACUCAUCAAAUCUUACAUAUGGAGAUUUAAAUUCUUAA